AUGAACAUAGGAACAGUUGCGCUGGAGGCGGCGCGAGCGGAGCUGGCCGCGCGGUUCCGUCUUGUGACAAUAACGAGUCUUCUCGUAUUGGCACUCCGAAGCAGCUGCCACUGCCCGCCUGCUGACGUGUACACCCAAUCUCUCUCGCUGCCACGCGACUUAACCCUUCCCCUCUCUUUCCACCUCCCUCUCCUUUUCUCCGCUCUCUCCUUUUCCACCCCUCUCUUUCCACCUCCCUCUCCUUUUCUCCGCUCUCUCCUUUUCCACCCCUCUCUUUCCACCUCCCUCUCCUUUUCUCCGCUCUCUCCUUUUCCACCCCUCUCUAUCUCAACCUCCUCUCCUGUUCACUCCUCACUGCUCUUCACACACACCCCUCGUCCAUACCACCAUCAGGAUCACAUCAAUGCAACCCUAUCAGCCCAGGUACCUUCUUUUGAGUCUACUCCCUCUCCUUUUCGCUCCCCUCUCCCAUUCACCCCUUAUCCCCACCACCAUCAGGAUCACAUCAAUGCAACCCUAUCAGCCCAG
Messenger RNA from Closterium sp. NIES-65, 528 nucleotides. The record is from the annotation of a GenBank genome assembly. NCBI's taxonomy places the organism in Eukaryota, Viridiplantae, Streptophyta, Zygnematophyceae, Desmidiales, Closteriaceae.